AUACACACUCCCAAAAAGAAAAAAGGGGAAAAUAAUAGUAUAUCUUGCUCCCAAAGUCCACCUCCUCAACUUGGGAUAUUUCGCUGUCUAUUCAGGUUUUCCACAGAUGCAGGGCAGUUCAAGUUGAUUGUGGAGCUUUAAUCCACUGCUUAAGAUUUUUUUGAUGCGGACUAUUUUUAAAGUCUUUAUUGAAUUUGUUACGAUAUUGCUUCUGUUUUAUGUUUUGUUUUUUUGGCCAUGAGGCAUGUGGGAUCUUAGCUCCCCAACCAGGGAUCAAACCCACACCCCCUGCAUUGGAAGGCAAAGUCUUAACCACUGCACUGCCAGUGAAGUUCCCCCAGAGUUCUUAUGACUAAUGUUUUUCCAAUAUUUCUUAUAUUGAACAUAGCUGGUGCUUUUACAUCAUACCCAUCUUUCUUAGAAAACAGAUCAACCACUUUCUUCUUGGUUCCCUUUUUGCUGCCUUUCAUAAGGUGCUCGUUCUUGCUGCCCUCCAUGGUACUGGUCAGAGAGCCAAAAGGUGGAACCUGCAUUUUUAAAAGGAAGUGCUCAAAAGCUGGUCCAGUGUUUCUAACAUUGAGUCUACAGGGUACUUGGGGGUCGGGGGGGGGCGGUUCACAAGUUCUAUGACAAUUUUUAAGCUUGGGAUUUUUAAUGAUACAAUUUUAAUAUUUAUUUAUAUUUAUAAUUGCCAAGUUUCUCUUUUGCAGUGAUAUUUCCUAACUGACAGACUUGAGUUUCUUAAAUCAGUGUUUCUCAUACUGGGAUUCCAUGAGUGUUUACCCAGGGGUCUUUGCAUUAUUCAAGUUUGUGGAACACAGAUCUAGUGCUUUCUAGUGUGAUAUUGACCCAAGUUUGUUCAAUAGCACCUUGCCUUCCCAACUUGAGAGCAGACCUGGGUUCUGACCCAGCCCUAUGUCCUAAGAGAUGUCCCAGAAGGUCCACUUUAUCCCGGGGUGGUGGGCUGGCAGCUCAAGGUUGCUUCAUUUUUAGGUGCAAGGGAUGAAGACUGAAGCCCUUGGGCUCCGUAUCUCUGGCAUUUCCUUAGACCACAUGCUGUGCAGGUAAUACAUGAAGGUUCUCACCUACACACCAGGUUGCUCCCUUGGAAGGGGGAUUUUGCUGGAACCAGUGAUAGUGAUAGUGGAAAGUACAAGAGCUUGGGAAACAGACGCGCCUGAGUUCAAAUCCUACCUUCCCACCCCAACUCCCCAGACAUGUGGCUUUGGGAAAAUAAUUGAUAUAUCCCGUGCCUCAGUUUCCUCAUCUGAAACAUGGAGCUAGUAACAAGUCACACAGUGGUUGGUACACAAUUAUGGGAGGCUUCGGUUGCAUAACCAAGGCACUGAGUUUCUCUCCUUCAGUUGACAUCAAGAGCGCUUGUGCUCAUCGGGCCCUCGGGAUAACAAAUGAAUUAAUUCCUGGUCUAACAUCUAUCAUAGACUCAAGCCGUUGGGAAAACUGCUCAGUUGUUCCUAGCAGUGCAGAGGAGGGUCCCCCGGCGCAUGCGCACUCUGUGCGGUCUUCUCCCGGCGAGAGCAGCAACAGCGGUGGCGGCGGCGGUGACGGCGGCGGAGGCGGCUGCGGCGUUAGAGUGGAGGAAGAUGGCGGCUUGGAGCAGCUCGGUGUCCCGCCAGCUGUGAGGAAUCCCGAGUGCGGCAAGCGCGGCCUGGGGCGGAGCGCCUCUGCUCAGGUCCUAUCCCCGGCUCCCUCACCUUCUUCGCCAGCGGAGCGUACCCGAGAGUGUGGCGCUGGCUGGGCCAGAGAAUUUCAAUGUACAAGAAUAAAAGAAGUUGAAUGUUUCUGCAUACCUGUUUGUCUGUUUGGUUCAUCUUCGUGUACUUUCCAUUUAACAUUUCUCCUGUCUGAAGUUUUGAUUAUGGUUUGCAGCUUAAAAGAAGUAACAGGGAAGUACAUAACUCCUCACAAACUAGCUGUCAAGUGGAAUGUCAUGGCCAGCUCCUCGGACAGUGAAGAUGAUAGUUUCAUGGCUGUGGACCAAGAAGAAACUGUGCUGGAAGGGACAAUGGAGCAAGAUGAGGAGCCCCACCCAGUAUUGGAGGUUGAGGAGACUAGACAUAAUAGGUCCAUGUCUGAGCUGCCAGAAGAGGUUUUGGAGUAUAUCCUGUCCUUUCUUUCACCAUACCAAGAACACAAAACUGCAGCCCUUGUCUGCAAACAGUGGUACCGACUUAUUAAAGGUGUAGCCCACCAGUGUUAUCAUGGUUUCAUAAAGGCUGUCCAGGAAGGAAACAUUCAGUGGGAGAGUCGGACUUACCCUUAUCCUGGAACCCCAAUCACUCAGCGGUUCUCACACAGUGCGUGCUAUUAUGAUGCUAAUCAGUCUAUGUAUGUGUUUGGAGGCUGUACUCAGAGCAGCUGCAAUGCUGCCUUCAAUGACCUCUGGAGACUUGACCUAAAUAGCAAAGAGUGGAUCCGACCUUUGGCUUCAGGUAAUAGAGAAAAUGCUGAUCUUUGUUUCCUUAUCAGGUAACUCCCUUUGUGUGGAAACUCUACCUGAUCCUUUAGGUGUUGGUCUCAAGAACAGAGUACUGGGGCCCCAGAUCCUUUGUCAAAUCUGCUUGUAAAUGCUAAGAGUAA
Messenger RNA from Physeter macrocephalus (sperm whale), 2601 nucleotides. RefSeq lists its product as uncharacterized. Gene Ontology annotation, molecular function: ubiquitin-like ligase-substrate adaptor activity; protein binding. Gene Ontology annotation, cellular component: SCF ubiquitin ligase complex. The transcript has 6 exons. NCBI's taxonomy places the organism in Eukaryota, Metazoa, Chordata, Mammalia, Artiodactyla, Physeteridae. The coding region runs from base 1316 to 2494 and encodes 392 amino acids. The record is from RefSeq and is a predicted model, not a curated record.